Molecule: messenger RNA, 1443 nt
Organism: Astyanax mexicanus (Mexican tetra)
Lineage: Eukaryota; Metazoa; Chordata; Actinopteri; Characiformes; Acestrorhamphidae
Gene: ccdc197
Product: coiled-coil domain-containing protein 42 homolog
Exons: 9
Coding region: 213-1397 (394 amino acids)
Source: RefSeq, a predicted model, not a curated record
CGGGCCGGAAAGUUGCCAAGGGCAACCGAGAGGGGCUUGGAGUGCGUGGCUGUGUGUGUGAGCCGCGGUUACCGGGUAACGGGAACACAGAGCGGAAGGAGCGGGUCGGAGCCGCGGCUGCUGCUGGAGGAGCUGCUGGAGGGUAAAUGUGAGAAAUCCCGCCGCUUUCUCCUUCUGAUUAACACUCGGAGAGCGCAGCCCGGGCUCUGAGCAUGGCCGCGGGGUCUCUGCCUGCGCUGAGCCCGGAGGACCCGCGCCUGCAGCUCCGAGUGGAGAACAGGUGGAGGAAUAUUUUUGUGACGCAGGCGGAGGACGUCAGCCUUCAUGACAAAGAGCAGGAGGAGAAUGUCAAUCACAUUCCUGUCAUAACAGAGUCAUCCAGCAGGAUAUUGGACACGGGUGUCAACACUCUUCAGAGGACUCUAUUGCUGAAGAAGCAGCUGAAGGUUGAUGAGGUGAACACAGAGUUAAAACAGAAACAACUGGAGUUUCGAGCUCGAAUGCAGAUUCUGGAGAAGAGGAGGGCAGAACUUCUGUUAAAACAGCAAGAAACAAAAGACAGGGCCGUAAAAUUUGAGAAGUUUGUAGAAGAAAAUGAGGUGAAACGACGUCGUGCUUUGAAGAAAUAUCAAGUAGAGAGAAAACAAAAUGAGCAGAAGGAGAAAGAGAAAUCAGAACUAUGUGUACAUUUCGAUCAGCUUCAGAUCAGGCAUCAAUAUCUUAAACAAAGGGUUGAAAAAUAUAAGAUGUAUGAAGAGUAUCUGAGGAAGAUUCUAGACUUACUUCCAGAGAAUUAUCUAGAGUAUGGAUCUGACUCGUUGGCGAUGCCCAUCAUCAGACGGCAUGAGACUCUGUCCAUCACCCAGCAGACCCUGGUACAGCACCUGACUGGUUUAUCAGAGGAACUUGAACAGGGCCAGCGCAACCUUGACUCACUCAAACAGGAGCACAACACAAGCAAACUGAUGAUCAACAAGGAGAUGUCAGAACUGCAGACGCAGUGGGACCAAAUCAAAGAGAAGAAUAAACAACUGGAAAUGACCUUGCAGAUUCACCAGGGCCAGAACCGAGACCAGGCUGAGGAGAUUGGCAGUCUAAUGAUAGCAGUGAAAAAUCUUGGGCAGCAAUGCCAUCUGCAACACUAUGGAUCAUUAGAUGAUAUGAAAAUGCUGACCAUGAUGGAUAUGAUAAUGGAGUUCAUUCUGGAUAAGGCAGAUUUAGAGAGAAGAGCAAUGAGACUGACAGAUUCUGGUUCAGAGAUCACAAAGAGGAGUGCGGAGAGAAGGAGGACUGGAUCAGCCCUGAAAACAAACAACUCCAGCAAAGUCCAUCUGAAGAGUACCAGCAAGACCAGUGGAGGGAGUAAACUGCUCAGUUCAUCCAAAACAAUGCAAUAAGAGAUGUGAUGUUCAUUUGGAUUAAAUAUAGAUUGGAAGACGUUGA